AUGGCCAUUUAUUUUGCUUCUCAUUACAGCUUUUCACUUGUGCGAGACUGAGAUUUGGAAGUUUUCYACUGCUGCUUGCUGAGAUCCCAACUUCUGCAUCACCACACCAUCAGCUUAAUCCAUCUACAUACAUAUAACUCUUAAUCCUACACAUACUUUAUCUACAUAUUGAAAUAAGUUUUUUUGCACAUAGUAACAUUCACACGUAGUCCUACAAAUACUGUUUAAUUUUAGAUAUUAUUUGUAAAUAACCAGCUUUCCCCCCCCAGGUGUCUUUUUUUUUUAUUCUGGUCUUGCAGAAUGCCACGUCGGGGUCGUCGGUCCGAGUCUGCUAAGGUGAGAUGGAGGAAGCUGGAGAGUGUGCCGGACGUCGCCAAGCCGGGGACAUCAGCGCUCACGUCUCGGGCUUGGACCACCACCGAGUCUCCGCCGAAGAAGACGUCGCGACUGCUGGAGGGUGGCCUGCCCGACCAGCUUCAGUUUGCUCUUUUGGUUGGUGAUUCUCAUCUGCGUGCUAUCGUGGAUGGGUAUUCUACCAUGCCAAAGGGCGACUUCUCCUUAGGGUUGCUUGCAUCCCCYGGAGCCUCUGCGGAAGAGUUGCGGCUUGAGGUCCAGAAUACACUUCUGCCUCGGCCCCCCGAGGUGAUCUGUCUUCUGGCCCCAAGCAACAACUUGACCGCCAGCAGGACCUUCGUGGAGGCCGGACGGGACUUUGCCAGGUUGUUGCGUACUGUCUGCGAACUCUCUGCUAAUGUGGUUGUUGUGGACUUUCCUCCACGACUUGUCGUGGACCAAAGUUCGCAACAUCUGCUGCGGCAGGAGUAUCGCCGUGUGGCUGCUCAGAGAAAUGUUCGGUACCUGCCUGUUACUGAGCAUUUCCCGUUGAGCAGCCUGCACUUGUGGAGCAGGGAUGGCGUUCACCUGAGCGACCAUCCUGGGAUGGAGGUCCUUGCUCAGUUGCUUCAGGCGGCGGUCUGCUCGCAACUUGAGUUAAGUGCACCGAAAUCUCCAGCUCCCGUGACGUUGGCUCCUCCCCCUCCUGGGACGGCUUCCCCCCCBGCGGUGAGACGUCCCCUGCCCCGGCUGGUUGUGGUUGGUGAGGUGGCGGCUCCCCGUCGUUCGGACCCCUUCGACUGGACUGUGGUUGGUGGCCGGAAGACAUCGCGUGAGGUCCAGGGUGGUGAUGGCUGUCGACACACCACUGGGAGGAUGGUUGACCAUCAGGGAGACCUGUUGGACUCUUCCAUCCCCCCGAAUCCUGUGUGGUUCAGCCCAGCGUUGCUGGAGGAGAUGGACCGGAUCGUUCCUGCGUCUGGCCKUGACGCUCCGCUACCUACAUGUUCUCCGAAGGGGAAGAAGAAGGCGAGUCCGAGGCGUCGUCCAGUUUCUGAUCCCUCCAAGCUGAGUCCGGUGGAGCAGCAGAUGGAGGGAGCGCCGAGAGAGACCACCAGCCCARCUCGUCGCGAGGCACSGAGACCRGUCCCCCCGAUGGACGUCGAGGCCCCUGCCGAGUCCUCUCCCGUGCCACCAGAGGACCAUGUCCGGGAUGGGAGCUGCCAGGCUUCUGCGAUGGAACCCGGGAUCCGCGGUCCACCGGUCCUGUUGGUAAGUGCUUCACAUUCCCAGGCCGACAGGAGGUAUGCUGCAUUUUCCCGUAAUCACCAGUGUACAUGCAUGGCACUCACAUUUUUAGCUUACCACAAUGAGGGGUUGCAGUUUGACACAGUGUUGCUUGACAGAGUGAUUGAAAAAGGAGAUGAACUUUAUACUGGCGUUAAACAGCAACUAAUCAGUGACAGAACAUUUCGUGAUGAUCACUUGACUUUCGAAGAGAUGCCUGACCAUGUACUGACAGAUGGGAACAUCUAUGCAGUACACACCACUGGUUUGAGAGUAGGUCAUGUUUUUGCUCGGAGCGGGAGCCCACAAGGAUCUCGACAAUUGGGUUUGCCUCUUGCCCUGCAACUGGAAUGUCUGUUGGAAAAUGUYACCCAUGSUUUUCUCUUGGUGACUCCAGAGUGCAUUGCAGUUUUCAGGGACAGAAGCGGUCGGUUUGGAGUUUUUGAUUCCCACUCAAGAAAUUCAGCAGGCCUACCCCACCCCAGUGGAACUGCAGUAAUGAUGACUUUCUGCAACCUAUCUGACAUGGUCAACCAUCUGCUGAAGCUCUUUCGAAACCGCGGCCCCAAUGCCACCUAUGAGUUUGUGCCAGUAGGUUUUGUCAAGGACAAUAACAACCCUUCUCAGGACUUGGCCUUUCAGAACAUUUCAUUGGUAGCCACACAAGAAAGUCCAACUGCUUUGAAACUAGAGAGCACCUCUGGUGAAGUGGAAAUGCCUCCUUGGCUCAGGGAAAUUGCAAACGUAUUAGAGGAAACAUCUCCAACCACACCAAAUGUAUCAAAAGUUCCAAAAGCCAAUAGAAGAAAAAUUAGGAACAGGGUCAAAAUGCAACAGGGACAGAAUGUAGCAAAUAAAAUGAAACAACGUUCAUCUGAAAAAGAAAGAUAUGUAAAAUCUCCAACAUUUAGGACCAAAAAGCUACAAGCCUUAAAACAAACAUACAUUCUUCAUCAAGCUCAGAAGAAGGAUCAUCUCAAGCAUAGAUACAAGAUAGAUGUACAUUUCCGGAAGAGAAAAAUGAAUUAUAUUAAAUACAGAUUCAACCUUGUCCCCAGCUUCAGAGCCAGACAGAAAGCCUACAUGGCUGAGUAUUUAAAGAAACGGUUCAGAGAUGAUCCUGUCUUCAGAAGCAGAAAAAAAUCAUACAUCAGCAAUCGUUUCAGAGAUGAUCCUAGCUUUAAAAGCAGACAAAAAUCAUGCAUCAGAAAUCGAUUCAGAAACGAUCCAGUAUUCAGAAGCCAACACAAAAAAACAAUGAGUGAGUAUAUGAGGAAAAAGUAUCACAGAGAGCCUGAUUAUAGGUUCAGACAUAAUAAAAAGUGUGUUGCCAACAGGGAAAUCAGGCUAUCAAGGGAAGCAAUUUCUAAAAAACUCAACUUUCAACAUGCUUUGCGAAUCAGAAGGAAAUACAAAAGAAAUGCAGUUGUCAAUGUUGAAACUCCACGCCCCCUAAUGAGUGACGAAAUGAAAGCUGCAAUACAAAACUUUUAUAAGAACAUUCAAAACGGACCCACAUAUGUUUGCACUGUGUGUCACAGAGCUCUUUUCCCCAAUCAAGUGAAGCACUGUMAAAGAGAUAAAUAUACCAAGAAUAUGCGUGUAGUAGCUGAUUGUCUAACAGGUACGUAUGUUCACGUGUGUGAAUCUGCUUGCUCAACUCCAUGUUCUGUACCCGAAGAGAGGACAGGGGAGUGGAUCUGCUACACGUGUGACAGCCAUCUAAGCAGGGGAAAGAUGCCAUCGAUUGCUGCUGCCAAUAACCUUCUCUUAGCUCCUGUUCCCCCAGAGCUUGCGGAAUUGAAUGUWCUUGAAAGGCAAUUAAUUGCAAAAAUUCUGCCUUUUGCAAAAAUUGUUUCUUUGCCCAAAGGACAGCAAAGGGCAAUACAUGGAGCAGUUGUCUGUGUUCCUUCUGACAUGGAAACUGUUGUCAACAGUCUUCCGAGGCCCCGUGCGGAAGCCCAGCUUUUACAGGUGAAGCUGAAGAGGAAAACAAAGUACAAAGGUUACCAAUACUUUUACACAGUCAACAUGAAAAAUGUGUUAGCUGGACUGAGCAAGCUUAAAGAGAGUCAUCCGGAUUACAAAGACGUAAGUAUAAAUGAAAGCGCCACAUUUGAGGGUUUGCAGGAGGACCAGCCAGUUGAGGACUUGGACAUGAAAGCAGAGGAGACUGAAAUGGAUGCAGCAACAGCAGACCAGCAACCUGACCACAUAGGGGCAGAGCAUCAGGCACUUCGACCUGGUCUGAUCUUGGACACUUGCAUGCAGCCUCCUGACAUAGCACAGGAAAUGAAGACGGWAUGA
Molecule: messenger RNA, 3927 nt
Organism: Poecilia reticulata (guppy)
Lineage: Eukaryota; Metazoa; Chordata; Actinopteri; Cyprinodontiformes; Poeciliidae
Source: RefSeq, a predicted model, not a curated record